AUGAGCGGGCUGGAUGCUCCCGAAAUCGCCGAGGCGUACCAGGUCGUGCGGGACGACAAGAACGCCACCAACUGGAUGCUCUUGUCGUACGCAGCACCGACCGGCAACCGGCUCGCCCUGAGCCGGACGGGCACGGGGGGCAUCGGAGAAAUGGCAGCCGGGCUGGACGAUGCCGAGGUCCAGUACGGCUACGUGCGCGUCGAGUACGCCAACGACAAGGAGAGCACGCGCGUCAAGUUUGUUCUGGUGGUCUGGAUCGGCGAGGGCACCAGGGUCAUGCGCAAGGCCAGGGUGAGCGUGGAGAGCGGCGCGGUCAAGCAGGUUCUUUCGCACCAUAGCAUCGCCGUGACGGUCAGCGACAGGGGCGACCUGGAGGAGAAGGAGCUGGUGGCGAGGCUGCGCAAGGCCGGAGGCGCCGACUACAACGGCGGCCGGGGAUGA
This is a messenger RNA of Ustilaginoidea virens, 441 nucleotides long. RefSeq lists its product as uncharacterized. Gene Ontology annotation, biological process: regulation of actin filament polymerization. The transcript has a single exon. Gene Ontology annotation, molecular function: actin filament binding. NCBI's taxonomy places the organism in Eukaryota, Fungi, Ascomycota, Sordariomycetes, Hypocreales, Clavicipitaceae. Gene Ontology annotation, cellular component: cortical actin cytoskeleton; plasma membrane; site of polarized growth. Bases 1 to 441 code for a protein of 146 amino acids. The record is from RefSeq and is a predicted model, not a curated record.